Molecule: messenger RNA, 1026 nt
Organism: Olea europaea var. sylvestris
Lineage: Eukaryota; Viridiplantae; Streptophyta; Magnoliopsida; Lamiales; Oleaceae
Exons: 4
Coding region: 1-1026 (341 amino acids)
Source: RefSeq, a predicted model, not a curated record
AUGAUGAUAAGAGAGCACAAGGAGUGUGCCAAAAAAAGGAUUAAGUACUUGGAGACCUUCAAAGUUGCCCCUAAUUGGAAGUCAAAACUCAUUAUUAAGGUUGUGAGAGAUGACUUGAAAUUAGUAAUCAAUAGAGUUACUGCAUGGCGGGCUAGAAGACUUGCGAAGAUAUUGAUUGAGGGCUCUAAAGAACACCAGUUUGGCCUGCUUUGGUCUUUUGCUCAUGAGACUUUGAGAAGCAAUCCAGGAUCCACAUGUAUAGUCACCACGCAUGAAUCGAAGUUUCAAGGGAUUUAUUUAUGUUUAGAAGCUUGUAAGAGAGGUUUUAUGAGUGGUUGUAGGCAACUUUUAGGUUUAGAUGGGUGUUUUUUGAAAGGGAAUUUUGGCGGACAAAUGCUUGUUGCAGUGGCACUAGAUGCCAAUGAUUGUAUUUACCCAGUAGCGUAUGCAAUAGUGGAGACUGAGAAUGCUAGAAGUUGGAGAUGGUUCGUUAGUCAUUUGGGUGAAGAUUUAAGGAUUGUGAAUAGCAAUGAGUGGACUUUCAUGACUGGUAGACAAAAGGGAUUACAAAAGAGUAAGUCUCAUUUCUCAACUAAGGUAAAAAGUGAUAUAGUGCUUAACAAUUUAUGUGAAGUUUUCAACAAUGUAGUGUUAGAGGAUAGGGAGAAAUCAGUCUUGACUCUGUUAAUUGACAUGAAUAUUAGCUGCAUGAAGAGGAUACAAUCAAGGAGGGAUAAGAUGAGAAUAGCCAAAGGACCUUUGUGUCCUAAGAUCCAAAAAAAUUUAGGUAAAUCUAUGGAAAUAGCUGAGGAGUGUGAAGUAGAGUGGAGAUGGGAUUUGACUGGGAUUCCAUGUGGGCAUGGGGUUGCUGUUAUACUAGAUAGAGGGGAUAAUCCUAUAAAGUAUGUGCAUGAGUGCUAUACAGUGCAAACCUACCUACAGUGCUAUAAAAACAUUGUUAAUCCCAUUAACGGUAAGAAAUUGUGGUCAGAAGUGAAUACUUUCCCUUUACAACCACCGGGUUAG